AUGGUUGCCCCAGGAAGCCAGUGGCCCGCCCUUUCAGGGGGGUUGUGCGAAACCUCUGCCAACACCAACAUCAACGAACGCGCUCUCGCAAUCAACUACGACAUUCAGCAGCUUAUAGAGCAUGUCGGCAAGGGCGCCAAAGUCCCUUCUGUGGUAUUGGAGCAUCUGAAGAUCGUCCGCGAAUUCACGGUCGACCUGAUGAAGAACCCCCUGGGUGCGGAGUGGCGCCGGGAGUUCGCAGACAUGAAGCAGGAGAUCAUGGAGAUCCGUAAGGACAUGCACGGUGUCCGAAUCGCAACUGCGGCGAGCAAGACCACUGAAUCAGGACCCCGAGUCCGAUCCACCCAGGCGGCCAGCCCCUCCGAGCUCUGGAAGGACCGUGAAAUCAUUGUCAAACUGGGUGAUGCCGAUGGCAUUGCUCACUUCCGAUCGAUGAAGAGCUCGGAGAUCAAGGACAGAGCUGAGAAGGCGAGGACCCGCGCUGCGACCGUGAGCCCUGUUUUGGCCGCCAUCCAGUUCGUGGCAGCUCGUCAGUUAGAGUCUGGAAAUGUCAGCCUAACGCUGAGAUCGGCCAAGAACGCUGAGGCUGCUCGAAUUCACCGGGGCAAGUGGGUGCAGCAUUUGUGGAAGAAUGCUGAAGUCCGGCUACCGUCCUGGGGUGUCGUGGUCCACGACGUGAAUGUGAGGUCUUUGGGAAUCAACCGGCCGACGGAAUUGAAGGAGAGGCAGGAAGCAGUUAGCAAGCCGCUAUUGACGCAGAACCUUCACUCGUGGGGGGAUGCAGAGAUAACUCACCUUGCCUGGCUCGUACUACCUGAGGGAAAGAAGUCGGGGUCUAUGAUCGUUGAAUUCAGCUCGCCGUACGUCGCUAACAAGGCUAUCGACUGCAAUGCCAUUUGGGACUCCGCCGUCCUUACCACGGUUCUAUACGACCGAGCUGCUAGGAUCCGUCAAUGCCACCGUUGCCAAAAAUACGGACACAUAGGAAGGACCUGCUCCGGUCAACCGACAUGCGUCUUCUGUGCCGGGGAUCACCUCUCUCCGGAAUGCCCUGGCAAGAUAGACGCCAGCUUGAUGAAUCGAAAGUGCGCCAACUGCGGUGGCGCACAUGCUGGGUGCUUGAAACGAUGCCCCGAUUACCUGGCGGAGUUAGAUAGGGUGAAGGAGUUGGAAAUGAGGCGUGAGCGGUAUCACCGUAUUCCGGCUUACCUAUCUAUCUCGGAUCCUGCUCCGAGGAUGGCAGGAUCUAGCAGCUCAGGCUCAGGCGUCAGCCGGGAGCCAGUGAGCUUAGAUCCAACACCGAGGGAAGCAGCUUCCAUGGGUAGCGGCCGUGGAACUGCGAAAACUGUAACAUCUCGAAGCAAUCCUGUUUCGACCCAGAGAACUAGCUCUGUGAAGAGCAGCAAGCCGGCUACCGCUACCGCUGCCAAGAAGACAGUUAGCAAGCCGACCAAACCGACCAGCGUAGCCACUGGAGGCAAUGCCACAAGCAUUGCCACCAGAAGCAUGGCCAGCCAACCAUCCGAUGCCUCCAUUGCGAGAACCCCGGAUAACCAACAGACCAGGGAUGCCGAGUGCUUCCCGAUGGACAUCGAUGUCAACAUUGAGUUCGACAACCCAGCCAAGCAAGCUGGUCUGUACCAGUCGAAACACGCGCCUCGAUCGGAGCCAGUACGAACAAGAAGCCGUGCCGCGGCGUCAUCCCAGGCGUCAUCCCAGGCCCCGUCGACAUCAACACCAGCAAUCAUCGGAAAGAGGCGAAAGACCACGGCACCGGAAGGGGACUCGGAGGUAUCGUGGAACCCACCGUCAUCAUCAUCGGCGCUUGCCGAAAUAAACAGCAACGGGUCAGUGGCGAGGAAGGCCAGCAAACCGACUGCCCCCGGCAAAGAGAACCAACCCGUCUCCGACACCACAAACCGCGACACCCAUAGCGGUACCAAAAGAAAGCACUUAGAGAUAGACACGAAUUCUCUUACUAUAAGAAGCAAUAGAGGGUCGGUAGCGAAGAAGGCCACGAUAUCAGUGGCUUCAGGCAAAGGGAGCCAAUGGCCGAUUUUCGACAUCGUCAGCCGCGACACCCACGAAGGAGAGGGAUUCAGGGUCGACAUCAGCUUCUCCGACACGAGCGGUCUUAGCAACAUCACCGGUAGCAAUGCCGAGGCCGAACUCACCAAUACUCCUUCCAAUGAAUAA
Penicillium arizonense is the source of this 2196-nucleotide messenger RNA. RefSeq lists its product as uncharacterized. The transcript is spliced from 2 exons. Lineage: Eukaryota; Fungi; Ascomycota; Eurotiomycetes; Eurotiales; Aspergillaceae. The record is from RefSeq and is a predicted model, not a curated record. Bases 1 to 2196 code for a protein of 731 amino acids.